UUUUUUUCGCUGUUUCUUUCUCCCUCGAUUCUUAAAGCAACAGCUGCAGCGCGUAAAAAAUCGAAGGUUAGAAACAAUGGGGAGCACCGCCGCAAACGGCGCCGUCGACAAGGGCGUCGAUUUCGCCAACUAUUUCUGCACCUACGGCUUCCUCUACCACCAGAAGGACAUGCUCUGCGACCGCAUACGUAUGGACGCUUAUUACAACGCCGUUUUCGAGAACCAACACCACUUCAAAGGGAAGGCUGUUCUAGACGUAGGAACGGGGAGCGGGAUCCUAGCUAUAUGGUCUGCACAGGCAGGUGCAAGGAAAGUGUACGCGGUUGAAGCCACGAAAAUGGCGGAACACGCGCGUGAACUUAUUAAAGCAAACAAGCUUCAGGAUGUAAUUGAAGUGAUUGAGGGAUCUAUGGAGGAUGUGACUCUGCCCGAGAAAGUUGAUGUAAUUAUUUCGGAAUGGAUGGGAUACUUUCUUCUCCGUGAAUCAAUGUUGGACUCUGUACUCUGCGCUCGGGAUCGCUGGCUGAAGCCAAAUGGUGUCAUGUAUCCGAGCCAUGCUCGAAUGUGGAUGGCACCUCUCAGGUCCGGGUUAGUAGAUCAGAAAAUGGGUGAUUAUAAACGAGCCAUUGAGGAUUGGUACGGUUUUGUUAAUGAAACCAAAACUUAUUACGGCGUCGACAUGGGUGUUUUGACAAAUCCGUAUACUGCAGAGCAACAAAAAUUCUACUUGCAGACAUCUAUGUGGAACAACCUUCAUCCAAAUCAAAUUAUCGGGGAACACGUUAUUGUCAAGGAGAUAGACUGCUUAACUGCUACUAUAGACGACAUACGUAUCGUUGAAGCAAGCAUUUCAUCUUCCAUCACACAAGAAAUUGCAAGAUUAUCCGGUUUCGGUGGAUGGUUUGAUGUCCAUUUUCGAGGUAGCGAUAAGAAUCCGGCUAAAAAAGAAAUUGAGUUGACCACCGCCCCGAGUGAAGAUUCUGGAACUCAUUGGGGUCAACAGGUGUUUCUACUGCACCCUUCUUCAAACGUUAAGCGUGGGGAUAAGUUGAUGUUCCAAUUCUCAAUGAGUCGAUCGAGGGAAAAUCAUCGAUUGAUGGAAGUUGACCUUAGCUGCGAGAUCAAACAAAAGUCCGGUGAAUCACUUCCACCGUUUAAAAAGAAGUUCUACAUAGAGUGAGUGAUCUGUGUAAUUCUGCUACUAUUGCACUACUUAGAAUUUUACGAGCCCGGAUUUUUUUUUCCCUUUUUCGUUUGUUAUUCUAUUUAACAUGAGAUUACGGGAUGUAGUCUCGACCUUUGUCGGAGCGAGAGUGUAACAUUAGUAUUCAGUGUGUAUUUCUGAAUAAUCUUAUUUAUCAAUUUUCAACCAUUUUUAUUGUUACCAA
Erythranthe guttata (spotted monkey flower) is the source of this 1388-nucleotide messenger RNA. It is a transcript of the gene PRMT10, whose product is annotated as protein arginine methyltransferase 10. Lineage: Eukaryota; Viridiplantae; Streptophyta; Magnoliopsida; Lamiales; Phrymaceae. The record is from RefSeq and is a predicted model, not a curated record. Gene Ontology annotation, biological process: peptidyl-arginine methylation, to asymmetrical-dimethyl arginine; chromatin remodeling. Gene Ontology annotation, cellular component: nucleus. Gene Ontology annotation, molecular function: protein-arginine N-methyltransferase activity; histone methyltransferase activity.